Messenger RNA from Girardinichthys multiradiatus, 3507 nucleotides. It is a transcript of the gene coq8ab, whose product is annotated as coenzyme Q8A, genome duplicate b. Gene Ontology annotation, molecular function: kinase activity. The transcript is spliced from 15 exons. The record is from RefSeq and is a predicted model, not a curated record. Bases 360 to 2114 code for a protein of 584 amino acids. NCBI's taxonomy places the organism in Eukaryota, Metazoa, Chordata, Actinopteri, Cyprinodontiformes, Goodeidae. Gene Ontology annotation, biological process: ubiquinone biosynthetic process. Gene Ontology annotation, cellular component: extrinsic component of mitochondrial inner membrane.
ACAGCGAGCACACGCACAGCGAGCACACGCAGGCAGCGGACAGGGAUUGACAGAUUGUACGAUCAGUGUGGCGGUUUGUUGAUAGUGGAAGAAACUCGCUCCGCUGCUGAACUUUGACCCGUCUGCUUGUGUUCGUUGAAGCUCCUUCGGGAAAACCAUUUUCAUGUUCCACAGCGUGGCUCCCGCCGCGUUGUCUUGCAGGAGUUGAGGUUUUUUUCCUGUAAGGAAUUGUCAAGUAGAACCAAGGUGAGACGGGGGCUUGUGCCUCUGCAGUUGCACAAUGGUCGCUGCUUUGCAUGCUCUCUGAGCUGAGACGACGCGUUUAGAAAAGCUUCUGUUGGUCUCUACAGGGUAGCAUCAUGACAGGGGAUGCAGUGGUUUUAAGGGGUCUGGGCUGGAUAAAACAGGCAGCUAGCAGAGCCCCAACAAGCAGCCUGACCAGCUCCAACAACCACAGGCUGACUUUCAACAAGCAGAUGGAAAGUGGCGCCCACAGAGCCACAGCGACGCAGUUUCACAGAUACUUCAGCACCUGCUUAGCUGGAAGGGUGAAUAACAGUCACGGGAUGUACAGCAGAAGAUCCGGUGCUAAACACAUGAGGUACCACAGGAACUGGUCAGGCCAGCUGUACUCUGGACAUACACGGCUGUUUAACCAGGACAACUCCACGGUGGGGCGGCUGACGGUGGAGGAUAUCGAAAAAGCAAGAAGCGCCAAGAAAACUGAAGCGAAGCAGUAUAAACAAGCGCUGAGUGAAAGUGCUCGGGAGAGAAAAGUGCCCGUCACACGGAUAGGAAGGCUGGUCAAUUUUGGAAGUCUGGCAGUUGGACUCGGUAUCGGUGCGAUCGCAGAUAUGGCUAAGAAGAGUUUAAAACUUAAACAACAAGGGAAUAAAAAGGGCGUCCUGGAUUCCAACCCCUUCCUCUCUGAAGCCAACGCUGAAAGAAUUGUUCGGACACUUUGCAAAGUUCGAGGAGCGGCUUUAAAACUUGGCCAAAUGCUCAGCAUUCAAGACGAUGCCUUUAUCAACCCUGAGCUGGCUAAGAUCUUCGAGCGUGUCCGACAGAGCGCAGACUUCAUGCCCACUAAACAGAUGAUGAAAACCAUCACCAAUGAUCUGGGUCCAAACUGGAGGGACAGUCUGGAGUACUUUGAAGAGAAACCGUUUGCAGCUGCCUCCAUUGGUCAGGUGCACUUUGGGCAGCUGAAGGAUGGGAGAGAGGUGGCCAUGAAGAUUCAGUACCCUGGAAUUGCCAAGAGUAUAAAGAGUGACGUGAAUAACAUCAUGACUGCACUAAGUUUAAGCAACGCUUUGCCUGAAGGUUUGUUCCCUGAACACCUUAUUGAGGUCAUGAGUCGUGAGCUGGCUUGGGAGUGUGAUUACAUAAGAGAGGCAAACUGCGCCAGAAAGUUUCAACAGCUGCUGAAGGAUCAUCCCUUCUUCUGUGUGCCUGAUGUGAUAGACGAGCUCAGCAGGGAGCGUGUCCUCACCACAACGCUGGUGUCCGGUUUCCCUCUGGACAAGGCUACGGACCUUUCUCAGGAGCUCAGGAACGAGAUCUGUCAGCAGAUUCUGAUUUUAUGCCUGAGGGAGCUGUUUGAAUUCAGAUUCAUGCAGACUGAUCCAAACUGGUCAAACUUCUUCUAUGAUCCACAAAUUCAUAAGGUUGCUCUGUUGGACUUUGGAGCUACACGGGGAUUUGACAAGAAAUUCACUGACACCUACAUUGAGAUCAUUAAGGCAGCUGCAGAUCAGAACCGAGAAGGCGUCCUGCUGAGAUCCAGAAAAAUGAAGUUCCUCACAGGAUAUGAGACAAAGUCAAUGGAGAACGCCCACAUAGACGCGGUGAUGAUCCUCGGCGAGGCCUUCAACUCUGAGCAACCCUUCGACUUCGGGGAACAGAGCACCACGGAGCGCAUCCACAGACUCAUCCCGGUGAUGCUGAGGGAGCGCCUUACACCACCUCCAGAAGAAACGUACUCCCUCCACAGAAAGAUGGGCGGCUCCUUCCUCAUCUGCUCCAAACUGAAAGCAAAAAUCUCCUGCAAGAACAUGUUCCAGAAGGCGUACAGAAACUACUGGAAGGAUGGACUUCCUGACUCCAAACAGUGAAGACUUUUUGUUUAAUGCAGGAAAAACAUGUUUCAUUAGGAUUGUCUUGAUAUUUUUUUGGUAUCAUGUUGGACAAUUGAGUCAAAAAUGUCCUAAAGUUGCCUUUUGUUUCUUUUACAACUGGAGGUCUGCUCUGACCUUCACUUAAACAGGAAAAAAAUGGAUGCCAAUAGCUGCUAUAGUUCUCUUAAUUGCUUGUUUUGACUAGGACUUCCAUCCAAACUAACCCUGCCUUUUUAAUCUUCAUGAUUGAAUAGUACAUAUCCUUUAAGUGAAUUUGUUGUGCGUACUGUAUAACCUCACUAUAAUGUGCCUAAAUUGUCAAGACUAUACUUGACAAUACUCCGUCUGAUCAGGACCGCCAUUGAGAAUGAACUAAUACUGAUAGUAACCCCCCUCCUCCCCAAAAAACGUAUUUGACACCAAUCUGCAACCUGAAAAAUGCACAACACAAAAGCCAAAAUGUUUCACAAUGUGUGUCACGCCUGAGGGAGAAGUGAAAGUAUAAUUCUUUUAGCCAUUUAAUGUGCCGUGCCAAACCUAGUGUUGUUAAACAAUUCUUCUGCUUUAUCUGAAGAAAAAAAGACAAAAAUGUCUAAAUCUCAAAUGGCUCUUUAUGAAUAUAUGAAGAAUUUCUAGUUUUAGGCAAACAAAUGUAAAAUUAAAUAAAAUAUCUUCAUCUGUUGUCUAUACCCGCUUUUCUGGGGAGGGUCAUGGGGGCAGGUGCCCAUCUCCACAGGUUGCGGGGUCCAUCACAAGGCAACGGAGACACAGGAUAAACAACCAAACCCUCAUACCUAUGGGCAAUUUAGGGAGUAAAAAUAUGUAAAUAAAAAAUAAUCUCAAACGAGAACUCCACCCUUUGCCUAACUCCAAAUUACUUUAAAUAUAAUGGAAACUAAGUUAAGCUAGAAAGAGUUGUUGCAUUAAUUGAUUUCAGUGGUGCCUUAUGGUUACGUGAGUGAGACUCACUGAUGACUUAUAUUUCUUUUUGCUGGUUUUCUAAAGGUUUCUCAGCUGCAACCCUUUCAAAGUGUGUUCACUUACAACAGCCUACAAUGGUGCACAGGCUCAGUUCUUUGAGAACAUACAUGCUCUUGAACAGUCGGUAAAUAAUGCAUUAUUUUUGCAUAUUUACCACCCUAUUUUCCUCUUUCUGAACCCUGCCUCUGACUCACUUGCAGAACAAAAAAAGGAAGUGCUACUUCUGUCUAAAUGUCGCUUUAACAUAUUGAGGUAAUGCAUCUCAGAUAUUUCAUCUAACAGAGGCUAGAGACCAGGUUAACAAGUCCAGUUCUUUGUCCUUCCUCAAUCGUCUUCUGAAACAGGUUUCGCCACGAAUACGGACAGUUAACUGCCACAAGAUGUCCAAUAAAGUUCUCAGUGAAAAGUG